This is a messenger RNA of Danaus plexippus (monarch butterfly), 10000 nucleotides long. Its product is annotated as mucin-2. Lineage: Eukaryota; Metazoa; Arthropoda; Insecta; Lepidoptera; Nymphalidae. The record is from RefSeq and is a predicted model, not a curated record. Gene Ontology annotation, molecular function: protein binding.
ACGGGCGCUCGGGACGGUAGUCGAUAGAAGAUUCAAGUUAGUAGACAGACGAGGGCGAGUGCAGUGUGCAGUGCGUGCGUUCGUGAUCGCUGAAAGCUCGCAGCGAAGCCUCCGAAAGGCGUCGAGCGAGCGCCGCUCCGCGUCAGUGCCGGCCCGGCCGUGCCGUAAGCAUCACGCUCGCAACAUCACUAACAGUUUACUACUGGACAGUGACACACGACGAACAACCAUUCCCAUACGCAGCCCGCCUUCACUACUGAAGCGGAAUUUCCUUUGCAUCUACAAGUGAGACGACAGGCGGCCAAUGGAUCGGGGGCGCGCGGCGGCGGCGCUGUUAGCGCUGGCCGCGUGCGUCGCGUGCUCUUCAGCAGCACCGACGGCUAGCGACCACACUGCAUUAGAUAUACACGAAGGUCCAACGGAAGGAUGUUACUACAACUUUCAGCACUACGGUGAAGGCGAUCGAAUAAUGACGAACGAGCCCUGCCUCAACUGCACGUGUCACAAUCGAAUGUUAAUGUGCUACCUCAGAGUGUGCCCAUUUACAAAAGCAAUUGGCCAGGAUUGUACAGUGGAGAAGCGAGCUGAUCAAUGCUGUCCUAUAGUGACAUGCCCUGACGUUCCAGUUGACCUACUCACUUCUACUUCGACAUCUUCUCCUGCUGAAUAUGGACCAACUGGAAUGGGAAAAUUAGAUAAAUAUGGCUGUAGUAUAAAUGGAAAAUAUUUCCCUGAAGGGUCAAAGGUUCCACCAUCACCAAAUAAGCCAUGUGAACACUGCUACUGUAUUCGCAAUAUGACAACUUGUGUCAUGCAAGAAUGUACACUUCACGUCGACGGUUGCACACCAAUUUAUCAUAAGGACGUCUGUUGUCCAGUGCGAUAUUCCUGUGAUCAUACAGAAGACGAAAUACCUCUUUUAGAUGAUAUGACCACGACAGUUCGCCCAACACCUGGUUUCCUCUUGACAACCACAACAAUGAUGCCCGUCACACAAAUGACACAAGAUUGUAUACACGAUGAACAGAUAUUCCCAGAUGGAGCUUCAAUUAAAACCGAUAAGGCUUGUGAACAUUGUUACUGUAUGAAAGGAGAUAUUGUAUGUGUAGUACAAGAAUGUGGAACACCUAUGGAAAACGAAGGCAAGAAUUGUACAUCACUGCCACCCCGUCAUGGUCAAUGCUGUCCGGAUACAUAUAUAUGUGAAGGUGAUGAGCCCAGUUUAGAUAUAACCACAGAGGUAGCCAAUUUGACAUCCGCACCACCAAGAAGAGUUGGAGUUGAAGGUAGUGGUUAUAGAAAUGAACCUGAUGAACUAUAUACAGAAAGAGGUCCUUUCGAAAAUGAAGUUGAAGGUAGUGGAGAUACAUCUGAAGCAGACAUGCCGUCUAAAAUUUCUCCCGAUCCAAGAGAUGAAUUAUUAUUGAGUACGACGGAAAAAGAAGUUUACCUCAGCCAGACUACAGAAGCAGAUAAAGGAUUUAACACAAUACCUGAUACUAUUUCUGAAAAUGAACCCAUAGUGACUGUUGACCAAGAUUCAUAUGCGCCAUCAACAGAAUCAACGAUAACCGAUGUUAAAGCAACCGCCGAUGAAAAAUUAGAACCGUCCCAGGAUGUCACACGUAUGGAGGAAGAUGAAAAAUUCACAACAGAAACUUCUUUCCAUUCUCACGAAAUUGACGAAAUUAUACCCACCGAAAUUUCGAAACAAGAGGAAACUCCAACUUAUAUACCCGAAUCAACAACACUGAAGGAGGAAACCUUAGAAAAUUCAGCGACAGAGACUACAGAAUUAAAGAAAGAAACUGAACAAAUACCUAUUUCUACGGAGAGUGUAUCACUUAAAGAUAUUGUUACAACAGAAAAUAUUGUAAUUUCCGUAACCGAAAAAGAUACUUCUGAAGCAGAAACAUCUUCAGAUAGCAAAAUCUACAAAGAACCUGAAUUGACAACCAAUAUUGUCAGUAGUGUUACUGAACAAAAUGAACCCAAUGUGGAAAUGUCAACAUUGAAAGAAAUGAAUAUUGUAAAAGAUAUGACCACAGUUAGUGACAUCAAAGAAAUUCCUGAAACAACUUCCAUUAAUCCUGUCGAUAAUGAAGUUGACUACAUUCCGGCAAGAAUUCCUGGAGAAGGUGACUGUUUGUUGAAUGGCAUAACUUACGGUAAUAAUUCAGCAGUUCCAAGUACAAAUAAUUGCCAUUCAGGCUGCAGAUGUGUAAGCAGUAUUAUUAAAUGCGAUCCAAUCAUAUGUAGUCCUCCGCCAGAAUAUAUGGAAAAUAUGAAUGAUUGCCAAACUAGUUACGAUACGCCUGACGCAUGCUGUCCUACUUAUGUCUGCAACGCUAAAGAAACAAGCCUUCCACAAUCCCACAGUCAAACAUCUGUCACGGAAAUCAAACCCGCUGUCGCUGAUGAAUGUAAUGGUAGUGAAUGCAACUUUAAUGGAGAGAAACAACCAACACAUACUAUCUGUGAAUCAGGUAAUUGUGAGAGUGGCUCUAAGCAAAGUGAUUGCGGCUCUAAUGGUUGCCAAGACCAACCACUGCCAUCACAGCUCCCUGAAGAUUGUUUCGGAGAAAAAUGCUCUGUAUCACCAAUUACUCCAUGUGAAGGAGAAAACUGUGAGACAUCGGCUAAAACAGAAGAAGAUAUAAAUAAUGUUUCUCCCAGUAAACCUAUAUGUACUAAUGAACAUGGAUGUGAAACAACACCGACGGAAGAGAAGUGCAAUGAAGAAUCUUGCAGACGGAAAGAAAGUUCUGAGACUGAAACAAAUGUUCCAGUGGAAUGUUCAGGUUCUGACUGUCAGAUAAGUAAUGAACAAAAUGUAGCAGUUGUCGAAUUACCAAAUGCACCAUCCACGGAUAGAAUACUCAAUGAAAAAACCACAGAAACAAUUAUUAGUGAACUUGUAACUCAAAAUAUUUUAACGUCAGAAAAAGAAAUAAUAAGUGAAUCAUCUACAGAAUUAUCACCAGAAUUACCACCAACGAAGACUUAUCCAUCAGAGUCAUCCAGUUCAAAGACAACCGAAGAAACAACAGAAGUGCCAAUAAAAUCGGUCACGGAUAUUGAAUCAAAUAUGUCUACCGAUGUAGAUAUGCAAAAUCAAAUGGAUAUAUUGAAGGAAAAGACUGAUAAAUCGGAGACAUCUCCCAUCGAUUUCGAACCAACAUCUAGUGGUGCAACUGAAAACAUACACAUUUUAGAUGAACAAUCUUCUACAGAAAAAGUAAGUGAAACGAAACCUACAAAUGUGGAAGAAAUAGAAGCUGUUACUGAAAGUAGUUUGAAGGAUGAUACGGUUAUAAAUAAAGAUGUUUCACCUCAAGAUUAUACAACAGAAACUGUACAAACAAGUACUGCACAGCCUACAUUAUUGGACACCGAACAAGAUGAAACCUUUACUAAAUUACCAAAAGGUAAGGAUGAUGAUAUCGAACAACAUGUUACACAAGCCCCUAAAGAAAUUGAAGUCAAAUUAACAACGGAAAUCGAAUAUCAGCAAUCGACAACAGAAAAACAAGAAAAAGUGGAUAUAUUAUCACAAACAACUUUGAUUCAAGAAUCGAUGACUACUGAAUUACCUGAACCAUCUAUAACUGUAAGUGACACAGGAGAUGUAAGUAAAACAAUGGCGGGAUCAGAAGAUGAUACAACGGAACAUAUUCAAUACGAUAAAACUGAAAAGAUCUCAUCCCCAGGCGUUGAUACUACAGAUUCGCCAAUGCCAUCAAAGACAGAACAACAAGCUACUGAAAUAGAAUCUGUUACCUCAGAAUCAAGUACUGUCUACGACAAAGACUUUACCGUAAAACAUGAUACCUAUACUGAAUUACCACAAAUCACAAUAACCAAUUUGGAUACUAAAGUUGAUUCUGAUUCAUUACAAACCACUACAUUAGAAGAAUCAGAAAAAAAAGAUGAGGAACUUAGCACUCCUAGUUCAGUUACCAAAGACUCUGAACAAUUGGCAACGAAUACAGACCUAAUACAUCCAGAAGAUGAGCAUUCGGAGACUAAAUAUCAAGAAUAUCCUUCUUCAACAGAGAGUGAAUUAUUAAAACAUGAAGAUAGAAAUGAAGAUUUGAACAAGGAAGUAACAGAAAAACAGAUAACUGAAACAAAACAUGAAAUACCCUCAGAGCCAACACAAGAAGAUAGUGGAACCACAAAACUUGAUAUAUCCACCGAAGCAAUUGUAGAAAAGGACAUGGAGCCUAUUGGAGACUUGCAAACAAUCUCUCCAAUUACUAAUAAGGAAUCAACGAUAAAUCUAGUUAAAGAUGCUCCCGUCACAGAGUCUUCCCAUUAUGACACCUCUGAUUCAGAAACUGAAAGCGUAGAUAAAUAUUCAGAAUCUAAUACCACGCCUCCAGAUGUUUCUGUAAUAAAAGAAACUCCUGUAGUUCCUGUCGUGAGUGAAGUAAGUGAUAACGAAUCUUAUGAAACUGACAAAAAUGUUAUAAAACUUACAUCCCCAUCAUCAGAUGAAUCAUCUACUAUUGAAAAUACACAGUAUUCCGACGUUGAAAAAGGUGAAGAACCAACAACUUCAUUGCCAAAAGAAAUAACAGAAGAAAGCUAUCCAACUAUAGAUAUAAACUCACACACCCCAAUAAAAACAGAUGAUAUGAAACAAGAAUCUCCUGAACAUCAAAUACCCGAAAAAUCCGCGGAUAGAGAUGAUGAAGCAAUGGCUACUAUAACAACUACACUCCCACCAGUUACUAAUGAUGUAACUUAUGAUGUUCCUUCAUCUCAGUCUCCAAAUGAUGUUACCAGCGACGAAGUAAGAGUAACCUCAAGUUCCAACAAGGAUGAAAAAGAUGAAACAGAAGCUACUAUAACUAGCUCUGAUGAACAUGUAUCCGAAAAAACAGAACAUAGUGUACAAGAAUCACAUCGACGACACUACAGAAUUGCCAUACUUCCAAACAACUUCAGUCAAUUUAGAGGAUAUUCAACGGUAUCGCGACGUCAGAAUGAAGUUCACAAAACUACUAACAUGCCAGAAUCUGAUUCAAGCGAUAUCGAAAAGUCUGUAACAACAUUUAAUCCUUUAAUAACGGAAGGUGAAGAAGUUACUGAAAAAAUAAUCAAUACGGACAUGGCAGACCAAGAGUCUUCUACAGAAAUUUCUAAGGACGAAAUAUUGGAUGACAAAAAUAUUCAACCAACUACAGAAAACUCUGCAGAAGUACAAACUGAACAUGAUAUAUCCCUAAAUGGAUUUACUAAAGAUAAAGAAUUAGAAAAUGAAGAAUUACUAACUUCUGUGAAUUAUAUGUCUUCAACUCAAUCUAAAGUAACCAGCCAAUUUGAUGAAGCGACAGAGAUUUCAGUGACACCCAAAGCAGAAGUAGAAAGCGAUCAGAAAGAGGAAAAAAUUAGCACGGAGGAACCAAAACAAUCUACCCAAUUUGAGAAUGAAGAUUCUAUCCAAGAUGAACAUCACACUAUUUCUUCGCUUUCAAAAGAACAUUCUUAUACUGAAUCACCCAUGGAAAUUGAUAUAAGUCAUUCAAAUUCAGAUAAUGAAAUAGAUAGUAACGUGGGAACUACCGAACCUGUAAAAUUGAAAGAAGAAGAUUUGCCAAUACCUCAAGAUGUAUCGUCUAAAGAAACGUACACUAUAACGGACGAAAGUCAAACAGUUCCUACAAAAUUGGUAUCGGAAGAAAAAGUCGUAACCACAGAAGUUGCUCCUACAGAACAAGAAAAGUUAUCAACAUAUUCAGAAAUGGAUAUAAAGGAAGGCGAAAAGGACACCAGUGAAGUAACAAAGAGUCCUGAAAUUAUGAACGUUGAAUCAGACAAAUAUCUGACAACUGAAUCGUUACAAUCGGCUGAUAUUCACGAAAAAGAAGCAUAUCCAUCCAAAAUUCCAGAUGUAGUAGAAGAACAAAGCACGCCUAGAUCAGAUACUGACAGUGUAACAAAACUGGUUGUACCCGAAACUUUCGAAACUACAGAAAAACAAUACGUAACUAAAUCUGAUGACGAUGAAAUAUCCAAAAUCUCAGAAAUCCCUGAGCAACAUGGCACUUCACUAAGCGAUAUCGAAAGUGUAACUCAAUUAAUUGAUACUGAACCUUCCAGUACGGAAAAGCAAUACGAGACAAAGUUAGACCAGGAAGAUGUUCCUACAAUUUCACAAGUAAUUGAAGAACAGAGUACUUCUCGCAUUGAUACAGAAGCGAUAACAGAACCAAAGUAUUCUGAUGUUCCCACUACUGAAAAGCAGUCUGAUCAGGAAGAAAUUCAUGAGAUCCUGGAACCAAAUGAAGAACAAGGUACUUCUCAGAUUGGUGACGACACUUCAACAAAGGAAGACGACAUCAAAUCAUACACAACUGAGAAACAAUACGAUAAUAAGACAGAAAAAGAAGAAACUGAGAAGAUCCCAGUAUUUGUAGAUGAACAAAGUACACCCCAAAGUGAUAUAGAAAGUGCAACCAAAUUUGGUGAAGCUGAACGUGAUACAACUGAGAAGCAAUAUGUAUCUGAAACAGACCAUAAAUAUUCUGAAGUAACGGAUGAACACACAACAUCUCCAAAUCAAAUUGUGACACAAUCUGAAGAUUUCGUUCAAAUUACUACUGAAAAAGAAUACGUCACAUCAGCGAAACAAGAAAUACCUAAGAUUGUGGAAGAAAAUGAAAAGCAAAGUACACCUCAAAUUGAUAUUGAAAUCGUAACAAAACUGGAAUAUCCUGAUUUGGAUUCUGUAACAACUGAAAAAACACACGAAAUUAAAUAUGAUCAAGAAGAUGUAUCUAAGUCUCCUGAAAUAAUUGAAGAACACGGCACUUCCCACUUUGAUUCUGAUAGUGUAACGAAACUUGAGGAUAACGACGCUUUCACAACUGAAAAGCAAUACAUAACAAAAUCUGAUCUAGGGGAAACUUCUGUUGUAAUUCAGGAACAAAGCACAGAAGCAUCCCGAAUUGGCUCUGAGACUGAGACUAAAGUUGAGGAUAUUGGAGCUUCUACUACUGAAAAACAAGACGUAACAAAAAUUUAUAUUGAAGACACUCCUUCUGAUAAAGCAGAAACUAAUGUUUAUGAAAAAGAUAUUAUGGAAACCGAAAAAACUACUUCCUUACCUGUUAUAAGUAUUGAUACUACUGUAAAAUCUGAUAUGCCAGCUUUCGAUUUACAUAAACCGUUAGAAGAAGUAACCGAAGUUUCAACAAAGGAUGAGUCUUCAACUAAAGGUAUUCCGGCAGAUGUGACUGUAAGCACCUCAGUGUCAGAGAACGUUGAAGCUACAACUAAAUUAAUGAUGCCUGAUGCCGUCAAUGUAGAUAAUGUAGAAAACUAUAACACGGAACGAGAUUCAGAAGUAAGUUCUUUCACAGAAGAGGUAGUAACUGUAAAGGAGUCUGAAAACAAAACACCAAGUAAAGCAGAAACGGAAGAAGAAAUCACAUAUAGUGAAACAACACCAUAUUCUGUUUUACUAGAGGAACAUACCCAUUCGGUCCUAGAAGAUACCUCAUCUGAUAUUGUCAUUGAAGAGUUACCAACUACUGUCAGAAUCGAAAAACAACCAGAAAGGGGAGAUCAAAUUCCCGAUACAUAUGACAAUAACGACGAAUAUGGACACUCAACAGAAAAACCGAUCGAACAAGAGGUUAUUACACAAUCUUAUGAGAAAAUAACUAGUCCGGAUGUUGAAACAGUUACCAGUGCUGAUGAUGUAGAAAUUUCAACAAUCGCCGAAAAAGUACCACCAAUAGCUGAUGACCAAUAUGGAGACAAAAAAUAUACGUCUUCUAUACCAGAACAAAAAAUAACAACUCCAAUACCAACUAUUAAGGAGGAAGAACAAGGCACUACAGUUUCCUCAUCUUCAGAUAAGGAAUUCACAACAUUGAGAGAUAUUAUAUAUAGUUCCGAAAGGCCUGAAAUCACUGCAAGUCCAUCUAAAGGUGAAGGUGAUGAAGACGUAUCGCCUUCUAGUACAACUAAACAUCACGAAGAUUUAACAACUCAUUCACCAAUAACCGAAGAAAAAGAAAAGCCUUUCAGCUCAUCACCUAUUCCAAGUUCUUCAGAAAUGCCCGAAAUAAUUGAUGAAUCUCAUGACGAACAUUCACCUGAAUUACCUCCAAGUGGACCAGGUGGUUAUGGUACGGAACCAGACUAUGUUGAAGAAGAUCCAGCUUUUGGCCCUGGCACCUGUCGAUACGGUGGAAAAGUAUACGUGUCAGCACAGCAAAUACCAAGGGAUGAUCCAUGUGAUUUCUGCUUUUGCUUUAGAAGCGAUAUCAUUUGUCUCCAACAAAGCUGUCCUCCUCCUAUUCAUGGUUGUCAUGAAGAACCAAUACAAGGUUUCUGUUGUCCACGAUACGAAUGUCCUGUAUCGAUGGCAACUACAGUGAAUGUAACAACAACUACUACCACAACGACUACAACUUUACCUCCUCACUUCCUCCCUCAUGCCUAUAAAGGAGCAGCUCAAAGAAGAGGAUGUCAAAUUAAAGGCCACAGUUACAAAGUAGGAGAAGUCGUCCGAGCAUCAUCAGGCCCCUGUUUACAUUGCACGUGCGGUGGAGACGGCCAAAUGAAAUGUGACCCUAAAGCUUGCACCCCUGAACCAAUGUUAAGACAAAUGAUUGCUGCAGCCGUAUCCGCUAAAAGGCGGAGGUGAAAAGGCACGGAAGAUUACGUAAUAUCAUGAAGUUUGUUAUCACAACAUUACAUCUAUAGGAUAAUAAUUUCAUGAAAUCGUUUAUGCACAAGAAUAAUGCUCAAAUUUCGCGAUGAAUUAGAUUAAGAUUUCGUGUCAUAUGUAGUAAUCGCUAUUAAUAUUAUUAUAAUUUUCAUAGUGUCGUGGCACGCACACUCCAAACUUUUUCAAUGAAUCAACCAUGACUGUGAUUAAAAUGUUAUAUAUAAUUAUUUUCAAAAUAUCAUUUUUAUUAACAAGUCAUUUUAAAAGUUUAUUUAUUAUUAAUAUUUUUACAAAAGUCAGUGCCAAACGGUAGAGCUAAGUUACAACUAUGUCCCUAAUAAAUGGGUACUGAUAAAUUAUGUGUCUGGCCUUGACGAAGCUAUGAAAAUUUCUCUUUGAAUUCUCUUAAUGACGUUAGAGCUUCGUGGGUCAGUUAUGAUCGCCGAAAUCUUGACCAUUUUUACAUAUUAAAAACAAAAAUUGUUUUACCGAUAUAAGUUUAGUCAAUUCUUGAUUUUUACACGAUGUUACAUACAUAAUAUACAAUCUAGUAUCGUGUAAAUUUUAAGUAUGUUAAGAAGCCCAGAUUUUGUAAAUGCCUUACUUAAUUUGUAAUAAUUUAUAUAUUUUAGGUGUAUAGUACUUAAGCCAUGUUUCGAGACCAGUGACUAUUAUAAUUUAGGAGUAAAACGAAGGCCCCUUUACAAUGAUUAUGAAAAGUGUUGGCUGAAGUGUCAAACAAGUGUUCAAACAUGGCCGAUACUUUUCUCAUUACACUUAUUACGGAAAACGACAGUGUGUAUCCUUGUUUUCUUUAAUUCGUGUUUUGAUAUACUAGCACUUCUGAACAAGUGGCCGAAAAAAAAACAUUUUGGAAAAUAAUUUACAAUGUAGCUUUACUAAAAGGCAUAUUGUAGGAUCUUUUGUAAUUUUUGAUAUAAAAGUGCUGGUAGAUUAUAUUGAAUAUUUGAAUCCCAGAUCGAGGCUUGUACGAAAGUUUCUAGACUGUUGUAAUCGCUAUACUCGAGACAGUUAAUAGGCGAUUGCAUUAAUUCGUACCAUCCUCUUUCUGUAUAAUGAGGUUGUAGUUAUAUCUCCUUAUUUAUUUUAAAGUUUAUAGCAAUAGUAAUACAUAUUUGUUUAAACUGGUGAUAAAAUGUAUUGUUCCAAAAGUAGUCCAUGGUUUAUUGCAAUUCAAUAAUAAAUAAAGUGUCAAUUAUAUUAUUUUAACAUUUUACCGAUCAUGAAAAGUUAGGAUCUAACUGCUGUAAACUUAUGCAAACAAGUUUUAAAUAAAAUAUUUCAAGUCGA